Cololabis saira (Pacific saury) is the source of this 1122-nucleotide messenger RNA. It is a transcript of the gene ccndbp1, whose product is annotated as cyclin D-type binding-protein 1. The coding region runs from base 63 to 1097 and encodes 344 amino acids. The record is from RefSeq and is a predicted model, not a curated record. Gene Ontology annotation, biological process: regulation of cell cycle. The transcript has 11 exons. Gene Ontology annotation, cellular component: nucleus. Lineage: Eukaryota; Metazoa; Chordata; Actinopteri; Beloniformes; Belonidae.
UUUGGUUCCACAACACGCAUGAAAGCUAACGCAGCCGCGAGCUGGCCGCCAAACUCCGGGACAUGAGCGCCGGGAACUGCGAUGGAAACGUGGCUUUGCCUUUGCGGAACGUGCUGAACUCCCUGCAGUGUAUCCGGGACCGAGUGAGAGAUGGAGAAUCCAACGAGUCUCAUGGGGCAUUCAACCUCUCUAACUUCUGGGACACUUUGAACCAGGCCGUGAAGGCGGUGUCCCAGGAAGCUACUAAACUCAGUCUGGCCUUCUCCAGCCAGCCACUGCCGUCACAGCAGGAUGCCGAGACGUUGUCUGAAUCCAUGCUGAAGAGCAUCCUCACUCUGUCCACCGUCUAUUACUGGCUGCCCAAGAGCCAAGGGGUGACGCUGCGGCGACAGGUCAGAGACGGCACGGUGGACGUGUUGGAGGGCGUCGCUCAGCUGGUGGAGGUCAUAGUGACCUCACCGCUGGAAAGUCUCAGCCAGGAUCAGCUCACAUCAACGGGAGCCGUCUGGUCCGCCUGCGACCAGUUUGCCCAAAUUCCACGAGAUAAUAAGGCGGCUCUGCUGGUGGUUCUGUCCUCUCAGGUGGGAGUGGUGAAGGAUGCUCUGGAGGAAAUGGAACAGGCGCUGUCCGAGCCUCAAGACCCGUUCAACGACGUCCUGGAUGACGAGCAGGAGGGCGACAGCCCGCGGAGCAACCUGGACACGUACUGGUCGGAGAACGACCGCAGCGUCAUCGCUCCCUGCCAGGGUCUGAUGAAAGCAGCCGCCGCGUGUUUGAGGAAGCUGACGUCAGCCGUGAAGGCCAACGGAGACUCCAGCGUCGCUCAGAACGUCGCUCAGCUCGACGACCUGGCCGACAUCAGCAAAGAAAUCAGCCCCAGCGUGGAUGAUCUGGCGCUCUGUCUUUACCCCCCCAUGGACUACAGUGGAGUAGAAAACAAUACGUCCAAACUGGCAGCAGUUUUAAAGAAAGUUCUGCAAAUCAUCAGGUCGGGUCACGUGUGCGGGGAGUCGGAGCUGACCUGGGUUCAGUUCCUAGACGGAGCCGUCGACCACAACCUGCAAAAAGCCAAAGACCUCAUGGAUCAGGACAGCUAGUGUUUCCACUGCGUGUGUGCGUGUG